Molecule: messenger RNA, 420 nt
Organism: Aspergillus fumigatus Af293
Lineage: Eukaryota; Fungi; Ascomycota; Eurotiomycetes; Eurotiales; Aspergillaceae
Gene: aspHS
Product: Asp-hemolysin
Biological process (GO): symbiont-mediated hemolysis of host erythrocyte
Source: RefSeq, a predicted model, not a curated record
AUGGCAUCGGUCCAAGCUUACGCACAGUGGGUUACGGUUCAUCUCAUCAAUAGCAUGUCUUCCGAGACCUUGAGUAUCCAGAAUGCUAGUCUCUCCUGGGGCAAGUGGUACAAGGACGGUGACAAGGACGCCGAAAUCACAAGUGAAGAUGUUCAGCAAAAGACGGCACCCCCAGGCGGUUCCGUGAACGUCAACUCUUGCGGUCGCAGCGACGCUUCGAGUGGAACGACGGGAGGUUUUGAUUUGUAUGACGGCAAUACCAAGAUUGGAAGAGUCCACUGGGACUGUCCAUGGGGUUCUAAAACCAACGAUUUCGAUGUUGGAGAGAGAAACAAAAAUUACUGGGUCGAAAUUGGAACGUGGAACAAGUAUGGUGGUGCCAUUGGCACUGUUGACGUUGAAGUUGGAAGGAAGCGCUGA